AUAUCACAAUCAGAUAGGGCGCCAACAACUCUCUCUCUCUCUCUCUCUCUCUCUGGGAUAAGAAGAAACAAUGGCUACAGAGUCAGUGAGAGUGUACAGUUUUAGCUUCAAUGGAGGUUCUCAGACUCGGCCGGCCAUGUCUCCCUCCCCAGCUCGCUUUCUCGGUCUUCGCCAUCGACCCUCUUCUUCCCUCACUUCGUCUUCGCUUUCCCACUUCUUUGGGAAUGUUCGUAUCAGCUCCCACUCCUCAAGGCUCUCGAAUUUGCGCCAGCAGAGCCGAAGAAACCUCUCUGUUUUUGCCAUGGCCGCAGAGGAUGGAAAGCGUGCAGUAGCUUUAGAAGAUUAUCGCAACAUAGGAAUUAUGGCUCACAUAGAUGCAGGGAAGACGACUACAACUGAAAGAAUCUUGUUUUAUACUGGAAGAAACUAUAAAAUAGGGGAGGUACAUGAAGGAACAGCAACUAUGGACUGGAUGGAGCAGGAACAAGAAAGAGGCAUUACCAUAACUUCUGCUGCAACUACAACAUUUUGGGACAAUCACAGGAUUAACAUCAUCGACACUCCUGGCCACGUUGACUUCACCCUUGAAGUGGAGCGGGCUCUAAGGGUGCUUGAUGGUGCUAUAUGCUUGUUUGAUAGUGUUGCUGGUGUGGAACCUCAAUCUGAAACUGUGUGGAGGCAAGCUGAUAGAUAUGGAGUGCCCAGGAUUUGCUUUGUCAAUAAAAUGGAUCGUCUUGGAGCAAACUUCUUCCGAACAAGAGACAUGAUAGUGACAAAUUUGGGUGCCAAACCACUUGUACUUCAAAUUCCAGUUGGUGCAGAAGAUAAUUUUAAAGGAGUUAUUGAUCUUGUGAAGAUGAGAGCUAUACUUUGGUCUGGAGAAGAGUUGGGUGCUAAAUUUGUUUACGAGGAGAUUCCAUCUCAUCUUCUGGAGCUGGCUCAAGAAUACAGGGCUGAGAUGAUAGAAACCAUAGUUGAGUUGGAUGAUCAAGCAAUGGAGGGCUAUCUAGAAGGAGUUGAACCUGAUGAGGAAACCAUUAAGAAAUUAAUUAGGAAGGGAACCAUCGCAAUUAGUUUUGUGCCAGUAUUAUGUGGUUCGGCUUUUAAAAAUAAGGGGGUUCAACCAUUGCUUGAUGCAGUUGUGGAUUAUUUGCCUUCACCACUUGAUGUGCCACCAAUGAAGGGGACUGAUGCAGACAACCCUGAAAUCACGAUUGAAAGGGCUGCAAGUGAUGAGGAACCAUUUGCUGGGCUAGCAUUCAAGAUCAUGAGUGAUCCAUUUGUGGGAUCCCUUACAUUUGUGAGAAUCUAUGCAGGAAAGCUAACGGCUGGAUCCUAUGUUUUAAAUGCAAACAAGGGAAAGAAGGAGAGGAUUGGUAGACUUCUAGAAAUGCAUGCAAACAGUAGGGAGGAUGUAAAGGUAGCUUUAGCUGGUGAUAUCGUUGCACUUGCAGGCCUGAAGGAUACCAUUACCGGUGAAACAUUGAGUGACCCCGAUCAUCCUAUAGUGCUUGAACGAAUGGACUUCCCUGAUCCUGUAAUUAAGGUUGCCAUUGAACCCAAAACUAAAGCUGAUGUUGAUAAGAUGGGAGCUGGUUUGGUUAAGCUUGCUCAAGAAGACCCUUCUUUCCACUUCUCUCGGGAUGAAGAGAUCAACCAGACAGUGAUUGAAGGAAUGGGAGAAUUGCAUCUUGAGAUUAUUGUUGAUCGGCUCAAGAGAGAAUUCAAGGUUGAAGCAAAUGUUGGUGCACCCCAGGUAAACUACCGGGAAAGCAUUUCGAGAACCUCCGAAGUGAGGUAUGUGCACAAGAAACAAUCAGGUGGACAAGGUCAAUUUGCAGAUGUCACCGUACGGUUUGAACCAAUGGAGGCUGGCGGUGGAUAUGAGUUUAAGAGUGAAAUCAAGGGAGGUGCAGUGCCAAGAGAAUACAUUCCUGGGGUCAUGAAAGGAUUAGAGGAGUGUAUGAGCAACGGUGUGCUCGCAGGCUUUCCUGUUGUUGAUGUACGCGCUGUACUAGUUGAUGGUUCUUACCAUGAUGUCGACUCAAGUGUGUUAGCAUUUCAAUUGGCAGCAAGAGGAGCUUUCCGGGAGGGGAUAAAGAAAGCUGCCCCGAAAAUGCUUGAACCAAUAAUGAAAGUUGAAGUUGUUACACCAGAAGAACAUCUCGGAGAUGUGAUUGGUGAUCUUAACUCGAGGAGAGGACAGAUCAACAGCUUCAAUGACAAACCUGGUGGUCUCAAGGUGGUGGAUUCACUGGUUCCUCUUGCGGAGAUGUUUCAGUACGUGAGUACGCUGAGGGGCAUGACGAAAGGUCGUGCAUCGUAUACAAUGCAGUUAGCUAAGUUUGACGUUGUUCCUCAGCACAUUCAGAACCAGCUUGCUGCCAAGGAGGAAGAAGUUGCUGCUUGAUUUUGUUUCCAUGUAUGGUCAGAUCAGAGGGACCUUAUAAUUUAAAUCCCAACUCAUUAUUUGAGAAAAACCCUUUUUUUUUUUUUUUUUUUAUUGACUCUGCAUCAAAAAAUAUUGAAGUAUUGAUAUUUCCUUUUAAAAAAAGAAAAAAAAAAGGGACACCGCAUGUAAGCUCAACAAAA
Messenger RNA from Malus domestica (apple), 2592 nucleotides. Its product is annotated as elongation factor G-2, chloroplastic. The record is from RefSeq and is a predicted model, not a curated record. Gene Ontology annotation, biological process: mitochondrial translation; translational elongation; ribosome disassembly. NCBI's taxonomy places the organism in Eukaryota, Viridiplantae, Streptophyta, Magnoliopsida, Rosales, Rosaceae. Gene Ontology annotation, cellular component: chloroplast; mitochondrion. Gene Ontology annotation, molecular function: GTPase activity; GTP binding; translation elongation factor activity.